Cyphomyrmex costatus is the source of this 832-nucleotide messenger RNA. RefSeq names its product chymotrypsin-1. Gene Ontology annotation, molecular function: serine-type endopeptidase activity. The transcript is spliced from 7 exons. NCBI's taxonomy places the organism in Eukaryota, Metazoa, Arthropoda, Insecta, Hymenoptera, Formicidae. Gene Ontology annotation, biological process: proteolysis. The record is from RefSeq and is a predicted model, not a curated record. The coding region runs from base 11 to 799 and encodes 262 amino acids.
AUUGAUAACGAUGAUGAUACAAUUAUUAUUCUUAAUUCCUUUGUUCACUAUUCUUCAUUGCGCAUCAACACAAUUAGAAGAGAGAAUUGUAGGAGGAAAACUUGCCUGUCCAGGCGAAAUCCCAUAUCAGAUUUCUUUGCAAUUUGGUAGUAAAUAUUUAUGCGGUGGAGUUAUAAUUGACAAGUGUCACGUGCUAACAGCUGCUCACUGUGUAUUUGGUUUGAACAUUUCGCUCUUUUCGGUUAAUGUGGGAGCAACAGAUGUACGAAAACCACAUUCAAAGCAUCAAGUCCAAUCCAUUUAUAUACAUGAAAAAUACAAUCCCUUUACGUCACCUGUGAGCAUGCACGAUAUCGCUUUAAUCAAGCUUCAAUCGCCAUUGAAAUUUUCUUAUCUGGUCUCUUCUGUCAAUUUACCGGAACAAAAUCAAACUGUGGAGGCAGGCUCGGUAGCAGUAGUAUCGGGAUACGGUAUGAUAUCCCCUGAAGGAAACGUAACCACAUGGUUGUAUGUUGUAGACAAUAUCAUAACUAAUGAGACUUAUUGUAGAGAAACGUAUGAAAAUGAAUUUAAUGUAAGCAUAGACUAUAAUACGCAAAUCUGCGCAAAUCAUCCAACCAUACAAAAAGGAUCAUGCGCGGGUGAUUCUGGUGGCCCUCUUACUGUCAAUGGAGAACUUAUAGGACUCGUUUCGUUUGGGGUUGGGAUUUGCACUAACGUAAAAUAUCCCGACAUAUAUACACGUGUCCCAUCGUACAUCGAUUGGAUAAAUGACCAUAUGGAUAAAAGAUAUAUUUAACAAUAUAGCAUUUGACACUCCAUGACAAAUAAA